This is a messenger RNA of Ipomoea triloba (trilobed morning glory), 843 nucleotides long. Its product is annotated as WAT1-related protein At3g28050-like. Gene Ontology annotation, molecular function: transmembrane transporter activity. The record is from RefSeq and is a predicted model, not a curated record. Gene Ontology annotation, cellular component: plasma membrane. The transcript is spliced from 8 exons. Lineage: Eukaryota; Viridiplantae; Streptophyta; Magnoliopsida; Solanales; Convolvulaceae. The coding region runs from base 1 to 843 and encodes 280 amino acids.
AUGACUUGUGCAAUUUUGGAGCUUUUACCAACAUUCACUUUUGUUCCUAGUAUUAAUCUGAAAAAGAACAUGACGUACGUUGUGAACUGGACACAGUUUGGAUUCUUUAGUGACAGUCUCAUCGUCAGCUUCUAUUGUUUUACCAUACUAGCUAAGUUAGUGGGGACUGUGGUCUCAAUAAUUGGUGCUUUUAUUGCAACUCUUUAUAAAGGGCCACCAAUUGUGACAACCCCCUUUCAGUCAUCAACCUCAAUUCUUAACAAUGUUCUAAACCAAUCAUCUACUUGGGUACUAGGAGGCUUUCUUAUGACAAUUGAUACUAUGAUAGCUUCCAUAUUUAUCAUCGCGCAGGCAUUUGUUUUGAAGAAAUACCCUGCAGAGUUGAUUCUAAUGCUAUUUUAUAGCUGUUCUGUGGCCAUUUUAUGCGCUGCGGUUGCUUUGAUCAUAGAAAGGGACCUUAGCGCUUGGAGCUUAAGCAAUCGGACGAGAGUCCUUGCUAUUUUGUACUCUGGUGUUUUUGGCAAUGUUUUCCAAGUGACUAUAUGUUCUUGGUGUGUAAGGAGGAAAUGGCCUGUUUUUGUUGGCAUGUUUGAGCCCCUAGGUGUUGUGAUCUCCAUGGUUGCUGGUGUGCUCUUCUUGGGGGAAACUUUCUAUUUAACAAGUUUGGUGGGAUCAAUAGUUAUGGUUGUGGGGUUUUACUUUGUGAUUUGGGGGAAAGCCAGAGAAGGAAAGAUGAUUGAGAGAAAUGGGGUUGAUGGGUCUGAAUCAAGCACAAAAAAUACUCCACUCUUGCAAGAUGAUGAUGUUGAGAAUAGAGAAACCACCUCAUUUCAAUCAUUGUAG